Messenger RNA from Ctenopharyngodon idella (grass carp), 7122 nucleotides. RefSeq names its product dynamin 3a (gene dnm3a). Gene Ontology annotation, molecular function: GTPase activity; microtubule binding; GTP binding. The transcript has 22 exons. Lineage: Eukaryota; Metazoa; Chordata; Actinopteri; Cypriniformes; Xenocyprididae. The record is from RefSeq and is a predicted model, not a curated record. Gene Ontology annotation, cellular component: membrane; cytoplasm; microtubule. The coding region runs from base 1005 to 3638 and encodes 877 amino acids.
AUGGCUGUGUAGUGUUAUUUUUACUGGAUGAGUCUACUGUACUGAAAUGAGGGUGGAUGCACCCUACAGUGGCAUUCACUCACUGACCUAUCAAGGGGUGGAAGGCCAUACAAACAAAAUGAUAAAAGCUGCUAUAUUCAGCUGUAUUUAUACCACUUAUGUUUGUUGUGAAAUUCUGAUGCUCUAAUUAUCCUAAGUGACAAUUUCUAGAGAAAACUUGUUUUUCACUUGUUUUUAUAUUUAUGUAAAAUUAUAAUAAUAGUAUGUUUUUUUCCGCCAUUCAAAUAAUUCAGUGGUUGAUAGAAGUAAUCACAUGUUGAUUUUUGUUUUUGUUAUUUUUUUGUUAUUUUUGACUUUCACAGAAUAGACUCUUAAGAUUAACCGGUCGCAACUGAGUUUUGCUUUUGUAAAUAUUAUAAACAUACAGAUUUUAUCAAUAAUUCUGGUCUAUCGUUUAGAUUGUGAAAGGGGCAGGGUCGCAAAGCACGCGCUGCACGCCACUGUAUUUUACGUCACUUUGCUUUUUUCCUGAUCACUGAAUUCAGAUAUUUCUAUUUUUGCUCCUCGUAGAUUUGUGUGCAUUAAAUGACAAGCCAAAAAGCAUACUUCUGAGUAGAACCAAAUCUGUAUUUUUAUAUUCCUAGAGGAGUGGCGUCUGCGCGAGCACGCGCAAGCGCACUCAACGAAAAACGGUCAGUUGGCUGUCAGGUUUCGACCACAAGUUGAGUUCAGGACAAAUAAGUGAUUGAAACAGGCGAGUUACAUUGAAGAUAGUUUAUUCGGUUUCUUUAUAUAUCGCCUUAUAGUUUCUUUCGGUUCGUCGUGUAUAGAAAGGGGUGUGUGCUUUUAAGUUCAGUCACUGCUCAUUGCUCACUAUAGUGUCCCGUACACGAGCGCCGUUUCUCUGAAUUGCUCCGUCUGUCAGGACCAAACGCUCGGAAAAACGAAUUUCAGGUUUGCUGAGCCCAGUGAUUCGCGCGCCGCAUCCUCGCGGCUCCGUAACCAUGGGCAACCGGGGGAUGGAGGAGCUCAUCCCGCUGGUGAACCGUCUGCAGGACGCUUUCAGUGCAAUCGGACAGAGCUGCGACCUGGACCUGCCGCAGAUCGCGGUGGUCGGGGGUCAGAGCGCAGGCAAAAGCUCUGUCCUGGAAAAUUUCGUGGGCAGAGAUUUCCUGCCAAGAGGCUCAGGAAUUGUUACAAGGAGACCACUUGUCCUUCAGCUCAUCAGUUCAACUUCAGAGUAUGCAGAGUUUCUGCACUGUAAAGGAAAGAAAUUUACAGACUUCGAUGAUAUUCGACGGGAGAUUGCAGCAGAGACAGACAGAGUCACGGGAACAAAUAAGGGCAUAUCCUCCAUUCCCAUCAACCUUCGUGUCUACUCUCCAAAUGUUUUAAACUUGACUCUGAUAGAUCUUCCAGGCAUAACUAAAGUACCUGUGGGAGAUCAGCCUCCUGACAUUGAAUACCAGAUCAGAGACAUGAUCAUGCAGUUCAUCUGCAGAGAGAAUUGUCUCAUUCUAGCUGUCACACCCGCUAACAUGGAUCUGGCUAACUCUGAUGCUCUUAAACUGGCCAAAGACGUGGAUCCGCAGGGCCAUCGCACCAUCGGUGUGAUCACUAAGCUGGAUCUGAUGGACAAGGGCACAGAUGUCAGGGAUGUUCUGGAGAACAGGUUACUGCCACUACGCAGAGGUUAUAUUGGUGUGGUAAACCGUAGUCAGAAAGACAUUGAGGGAAAAAAGGACAUCAGUGCAGCUCUGGCUGCAGAGAGACGGUUCUUCAAGUCACAUCCUGCAUACCGACACAUGGCAGACUGCAUGGGCACACCAUACUUACAGAGGCUCCUCAACCAGCAACUUACCAACCACAUCCGUGACACAUUACCAGCGUUACGUAGUCAAUUACAGAGUCAGCUUCUCUCGCUGGAUAAAGAGGCAGAAGAGUACAAGUAUUUGAACCCAGAUGACCCAUCACGCAAGACCAAGACCUUAAUGCAGCUGAUACAGCACUUUGGGCUGGAUUUUGAGAAGCGGAUUGAGGGAUCUGGGGAUCAGGUGGACACAGUGGAGCUUUCAGGAGGAGCCAAAAUCAACCGUGUCUUUCACGAGCGUUUUCCCUUUGAGCUGGUUAAGAUGGAGUUUGAUGAGAAAGAAUUGCGAAGGGAGAUCAGUUACGCUAUUAAAAACAUCCAUGGAAUCAGGACAGGACUGUUCACACCAGAUAUGGCCUUUGAAGCCAUAGUGAAGAAACAGAUUGUGAAACUUAAAGGGCCGUGUCUCAAGUGUGUAGACAUGGUGAUCCAGGAGCUCAUCAACACAGUACAACAAUGUACCAACAAGUUAGAGAGCUUUCCAAAACUACGGGAGGAGACUGAGAGAAUAGUGACCACACACAUUCGAGAACGAGAGAGUCAAGCCAAAGACCAGGUUUUACUCUCACUAGAGAUUCAGCUCUCUUACAUCAACACAAACCAUGAAGAUUUUAUCGGAUUCGCAAACGCUCAACAGAAAACCAAUCAAACGUGUAAGAAGCCUUCAGCAGGGAACCAGGGUGCUGCCCCUCCUCCACCCAGUCAAAUUGUGAUUCGCAAGGGCUGGUUAACCAUCAACAACAUCAGCCUGAUCAAAGGAGGGGCCAAGGAUUACUGGUUCGUGCUCACCGCAGAGAGUCUGUCCUGGUUUAAAGAUGAUGAGGAAAAAGAGAAGAAAUACAUGCUUCCUCUAGACAACCUGAAAGUGCGGGACAUAGAAAAGGGCUUCAUGUCCAGCAAACAUGUCUUUGCCAUCUUUAACACAGAGCAGAGGAACGUGUAUAAGGACUACAGGCAUCUGGAGCUGGCCUAUGACACUCAGGAUGAAGUGGACAGCUGGAAGGCCUCUCUGCUGCGAGCUGGGGUUUACCCAGAGAAAACCACAGUGGAUGGAGAGGGUCCAGGCCAUGCGGAGAGCUUCUCCAUGGACCCCCAGCUAGAGCGUCAGGUCGAGACCAUCCGCAACCUGGUGGAUUCAUACAUGAGCAUCGUCUACAAAAGCAUUCGAGACCUGAUGCCCAAGACUAUCAUGCACCUGGUCAUCAACAAUGUAGAGGAGUUUAUCCACUCUGAGUUGCUGGCUCAAUUGUAUUCUUCAGGAGAUCAGUACUCUCUGAUGGAUGAGUCUCCUGAACAAGCCCUGCACAGAGAGGAGGUGCUGCGUACCCAUGCCGCCUUGAAGGAGGCUCUAAACAUCAUCACUGACAUCUCUACCUCUACCAUCUCCACCCCAUUGCCACCCCCUGUGGAUAACUCCUGGCUGCACAGUGGCUCGCUUCACCGAAGGUCUCCUCCAGGUUAUAGUGUCCCUAAGAAGCACCCUGCUCCGGCUGCUCCUUCUCUACCAAUUCGCUUGGAAGCUCCAGACCCACCUCUCUCCAACAGCACAGACACCACCAACUCUAGCAGCCGCCCCAAACGAGUCCCUCCUGGUGUUCCCAGAGAACGGCUCCCUCUGCCAGCUCCAUUAGAGAGUGAGAUUCCUGCGUCUCCACAGGGAUCUUUCCAGGACCAGCUCUGCAGGAAUGCUGGACUCAUAUUCCCCUUACACACACUUGCACACACACACACACUCAAGACGCACCGACACCGUAGCCUGCAAUUGUAACAUGGUCAGCUCACAAUAAUGAGGUCUUUUGGGCCUAAUUAAAGGUGAUGUGUCAAUUUUUCAAUGUUACAAUACUUCUAUUCCAACAUAAGAUGUUGGGACAAGUAUAAGUAAGUCAUUUUUCAGUUGAUUUCAUUGAAAAGUAUAACACUGUAGCUUUGUUUAUUUGAGCAUCCUGACCAGCACAACACAGCAACAUUAGCUUGACCAGUCACGUGAGUCUGUUUAUCCAACCAAUGGUAUUAUAUUUGUAAUUCUGCUUUAAGAAUACCAAAAAUUUUACUUUUAUUAAAAAAGAAAAUUCAUUAUAAAAAACUGUUAAACACUUUACAUCAUAUGAUGUUAUUUUAAAAGUUCAUUAUUUUGUUUAUUGGGUGUAUUACACUCUAAAAAUAAUGUGUUGGCUCAAAAAAAAAAAAAAAAAAAAAAAAAAAAAAUUAACGCAACAGUUUUAAUGCAUCAAUUUUUUUUUUUUUGAGUUAUGACACCUUUGAGUGAAUUUACGUUCAACCAAUAAGCUACAAUUGAGUUAUAGGAACUUAAUAAUUUGUAGCAUAAACACAAUUUAAGUUGAUUACUCAAAAAAAUUAAGCUGCUCUGGAACCAAUUACUCAAUCUAUUUCAGUUCAAAUCAACAGUUAUAAUAGGAUAACAACUUAUUUAAUAUGUAUAUUUAAUGAACAUGUAAGAUAUUACUUGUCACUGGCAUUAGCGCAGUCAUUACUUAUAGAGUCAAUAGUGCACAAUGAUCACCACAAAAACUUGAACAUUAUAGAAACUCCUUUAAAUGUCAAACAUAACAGCAUUAAACACUAACAGGUCUGUCUCUUCACUAAAAAGUCCUAUACAAAGCAUGCUGGGAACUAGAAAUCCACUGCCUAAUUUCCAAAGUUAUCAUUUUUACUACAACUUAAUAAAAAAAAAAAGCCAAUCAACGCAGAAAUUUGAGUUUAAAUUACAAACGACAUUAAGUUGAUGUAAUGAUCGACAUUAUUAUAUCAACAGAAUUCAACAAAAGAAUGUUUGCAACUUAAAAGGUUUAAUUAACUUGCAUUUGUGCAUUUAUUUAAGUUGUGGUAACAUGAAAAACUCACAUUUUUCAUAUACUGUACAUUAUAGCAAUACUUCUAUUUCCAGUCUGUCUGAAACGUGCUGAUUUUUACAAAGCCCCUCCUUUAAAAAAGCCCAGCGUGAUCUGAUUGGCCAGCUGACCCAGUGCGUUGUGAUUGCCCAAACACCUCAAACGUGUGUCGGAAAUGUAACACCCCUUUACCAUAAUAACGAUCUUCAGCUUCCAAGGCUUUAAGUAAGGGAUAAUGUACGUCCAGCUGGUUGUUAUCACAGAAUAAACCCAGACAGGUCACUCUGAAGGGGUUUAUUCUGCGAUAACAACUGGCUGGAUGUACAUUAUCCCGCUUAUUACACGGCUACUUGCCAUACAAGUAAAUAAUUAGACAUGAAAUAUUGACUUGAGUUAAAAUAUUUUAUUAGGUCUUUAAACGCAAAGCUUCUGCGAAGAAAGCAGUUGCUAGCAAGUGGGAAGUUCAAACUAGAUGGACAUUUAAGGGAAACGAUACAGUCAUACCACUUAUUACACAGCAUUUUGCCACAUAAAUAAUUAUGGGGAUAAGAGAUACUGAUUUGAGAUAAAGUUUUAAAAUAUUACCUAUUUGUUAUCUUAUAAUCCAUUACAGUGUACAAAACAAUCGUUGCAAAAUGGCAGCAGUUGCGUAUUAAACAAAGAGCGAGUCCACGAUACUGGAUGACAUAAUUAAAUUACUGUACGCAAAAUAUUGAUUUGAGUUUUAAUAUUUUAUUAGCUCACCAAACGCAAAACUUCCAAGAGGAAAAGCCAUUCCUAGCAAGCGUAAAGCGCCGACUUCAGUUACCCGCAUAAGCCUGUGUUAUCUGUUUUUACCGAUUGUUAUUGGGGGAUAACAUACUGCUGGAUGGUGUGAUUGACCAAUCAGAAUCAAGUAUUCCACAGAACCAUGUAAGAUAACACAGUUAAUAAUGUCGUCAGGUUUACCAUAUCAGUUUGAGCCCAAGUCGGAUUCUGAAAAUGCAGAUGAUCAGGCCGGGAAAUCGAAACCAACUUUGCAAGCGCGACUUGAGCAGAAUGCUUCACAGUGGUCAGUAGUCUUUGUAUAUGUAGCUGCCGUUGAACUCUCCCAGGUUCAGGAAGCUGUCCUCUGUAAAAUGCAGUGUGCACAAGCAAACUUUGGGUUGUACUGCUCACUGAUUUCUAACAAGGUUUUGCUUUCGCAUCUAAACGCACAGUGUGUCUGCGACAUGAUGACAACACUACAAUUCACUGAAGCAUCGUCUUCUCUCUUUGGGUGGGUAUUUAUGUUAAUAUGUGACAUAGACAUUUGAGGAAGUAAUAUCUGGACUUCAAUCCAAGCGUUUUAUGCAGGUCUGGGUCAGUGUUCUCUAUUAGAUUGAAGAAAUUAUUUUUUUGUGGGAGACUAUGAGCUUUGUAACUUUACAGAUCUUAUACAAACAGAUAGAUUACACACUAAAGGAAAAGGAAAACAUUAAAAAGCAUAAUUUGACCCCUUUAAUUAGGUAUCAUGACUAAACAAUUAACUUUUUUUUUUUUACAACUUUAGAUUAAUGUUAAUUUGUAAAUAUACUACUGUAUACUGUUAAAAUAUAUUAUUGGAAACAAUUUGUUUGUAUAUACUUCCGUUCAAACAGGUAAAAAAAAGAUUUGAUUUGAAUUUCGAUUUUGAAAGUCUCUUCUGCUCGCCAAAGCUGCAUUUAUUUGAUCAAAAAUACAGAAAAAAAGCAAUAUUGUGAAAUAUUAUUACAAUUUAAAAUAAUUGUUUUCUAUUGUAAUAUCUUUUUAAAUAUAAUUUAUUCCUGUGAUGCAAAGCUGAAUUUUCAGCAUCAUUACUCCAGUCUUUAGUGUCACAUGACCCUUCAGAAAUCAUUCUAAUAUGUUGAUUUGAUGCUCAAAAAACAUUUCUUAAUAUUAUCAAUGAUGAAAACAGUACAGCUGUGCUGCUUAAUAUUUUUGUGGAAACCAUGAUACUUUUUUUUUUUUUUUUUUUUUUUUGAUGAAUAGAAAGUUCGGAAGAAUAGCUUUUAUUUAAAAUAGAAAUCUUUUGUAACAUUACAAAUGUCUUAAAACUAACCUUAGCCUAGAUUAAUAAAUGCUGUAAAAGUAGUGUUUGUUCAUGAUAACUAGUACAAUAGUUAGUUUAGAAAUUUAAUUUUAAUGUAAAGUUUUACCAGAAAAACAAACUCAAAGCAAGAGUAAUCACUUUUUAAGAUAAAAAGUUAGAAUUCUUGAUAUUUUAUUCACAAUUAUGAAUUUUCCUUAAAGGAACACUCCACUUUUUUUGAAAAUAGGCUCAUUUUCCAACUCCCCUAGAGUUAAACAGUUGAGUUUUACCGUUUUUGAAUCCAUUCAGCCGAUCUCCGGGUCUGGCGGUACCACUUUUAGCAUAGCUUAGCAUAGUUCAUUGAAUCUGAUUAG